AUGUCUGAUAUAAAAUGUAAACAGAUACUCAGACUUCCUGUCUGGAGACCAAAAUAAGAGGGAGGGCCGUAGGACAUGGGAGGUUAAGAGGGAUGUUGAUAGGAAAAGAGAAGACACACUAUGGGACAUUUCACAAGAACCUACAUGGACACACGAUGAUGACAUUUGACAUUUUGUCUGCAGGGAAAGGUAGAGACGUUGAAGAUGCAAAGUCCUGCUUGGAAAACAUCUAAUGUCACAUUCCUGGACACCAAACACACACCUGGAUCUAGAGGGAGUCCAGCCAAAGAACUUUAACUGGACUGCUUUUCCUUUAAGGUGUGAAUCCCUGCAUCCCCGUCAGUGUCAGUCAUGGUCACCUCAGGUGCAAACAGCACAGAUCCCUGGACUAUGAGCAACACUUCACUCCCCACACGCGCAAAUGUUUCCGGUUUCAGCAACAAAAGUGGCAUGGAAGCGUAUCUUCAAAUGCUGGCUCAUUUGGACGAAGGACUUUAUAACGACUUCUAUGGACUUUGGAUAGCGUUGAUGGUCAUCAACUCCCUCAUAUUCCUGGUGGGCAUGGUGCUCAACACGUUGGCCCUUUAUGUGUUCUGUUUCCGCACUAAGCAAAAGAGCACGUCUGUGAUCUACACCAUCAACCUGGCCGUGACUGACCUGCUGGUCAAUCUCUCUCUGCCUACGCGCAUCCUGCUUUACUACAGCAGAGGAGCUUGCCUCACCUGCUCCUACUUGCACAUCUUCAGCUACUUUGUGAACAUGUACUGCAGCAUCCUCUUCCUCACCUGCAUAUGUGUGGACCGCUACCUGGCCAUUGUUCAAGUUGAAGCAUCCCGUCGGUGGCGUAACCCCGGCGUGGCCAAAUGUGUGUGUGUCUCAGUGUGGCUGUUCGCCAUUGUGGUCACCUACUCCUUCCUGUCCACAGCCUUCCAGCAAACAGGCUGCUGCCUCUCCAAGCUCCUUUUCCUCACCAUUACAGAGUUCUUUCUACCCCUCAUCAUCAUCGUGGUGUUCACCCUGCGGAUCGUGUGGGCGCUGGCAAACCGCUGCCUGAUGCAGCAGAGCAGGAAAAGAAGAAAGCGGGCCGUCCAACUGCUGACCACAGUGCUGAUCAUCUUCACAGUGUGCUUCACACCCUUCCACAUACGGCAGGUGGUGGUGUACAUCUACCCUGAUAUGCCUCACCAUGCCAUAGUCUACCAUUUGACCGUCACUCUCAGCAGUCUCAACAGCUGCAUGGAUCCAGUGGUCUACUGCUUUGUCACUAACAAUUUCCAGGCAACUAUGAGAAAUAUUUUUCGCCGUGCAGAGGCAGAGCAAAGCAGCGGGGACAUCGUAAGCAUGCAACACAGCUCCAAGGCCUCAGGAGGGCCCGCUACUGCGGUCCCUAAUAACGUCAUCAUGAUGAGGGUGAUUCCCGCCUCACCUCGGAAAGAUUUGCAGAAAAGUACUCUUCACAGUAAAUCCACCAUCACAACAGCAAUUUGAAGCGGGGGCAGUUUUGGACAAAGAUGAACAAAUGCAACCAUCCAUUUUCAGUGCUCCUUGUGAGCUGGACCCCAUCACAGUUGACUUGGGUUUACUAUCACCCCUACAAGCUUACCAUGCAGCAUACUGGAAUACCAGGAGAAAAUCCACGCAAGCAUGGGGACAAAAUGCAAACUCCACACCUUUCCUGAAUAUAGAGACAAAACAAAUACGUAUCAGGUGCAAUAGAAGUGUUUUUCAACCUUUUUUGAGCCAAGGCACAUUUUUUUCAUAGAACAAAUCCUGAGGCACACCAUAAGCACAAAUCUUAAAAAAAAACAACUUAGUAGCCCAUAUUGACAAUAAAAAGUUGUUCUCGCAAUUGUUGGAUAUGAAUUUAAACCAUAACCAAGCAUGCAUCACUAUAACU
Entelurus aequoreus (snake pipefish) is the source of this 1897-nucleotide messenger RNA. RefSeq names its product G protein-coupled receptor 20 (gene gpr20). NCBI's taxonomy places the organism in Eukaryota, Metazoa, Chordata, Actinopteri, Syngnathiformes, Syngnathidae. The transcript has 7 exons. The record is from RefSeq and is a predicted model, not a curated record. Gene Ontology annotation, molecular function: G protein-coupled receptor activity. Gene Ontology annotation, biological process: positive regulation of Rho protein signal transduction; phospholipase C-activating G protein-coupled receptor signaling pathway. Gene Ontology annotation, cellular component: membrane. The coding region runs from base 352 to 1488 and encodes 378 amino acids.